Messenger RNA from Zea mays, 1506 nucleotides. RefSeq lists its product as uncharacterized. Gene Ontology annotation, cellular component: cytosol. Gene Ontology annotation, molecular function: protein-folding chaperone binding. Lineage: Eukaryota; Viridiplantae; Streptophyta; Magnoliopsida; Poales; Poaceae. The record is from RefSeq and is marked predicted.
CUUUUUCAUAGCUAAACGAAAUGCACCUCAGUGGUCUGUAGGCAGGCAGGCAGGCAUCGACGUGCCCACCUCGUUCCGCUCUGACGUCUGAGAUCGCGAGAUCGGGAACCCCUGCCCGUCUGCUCCGGAAUCUCGCCCGCACGAAACUUCCCCGACCCAUCGACCACACCAGCCCCAUCCCCUCCGUCGCUCCCAAGUCCCAACUGCCGCCACCUCUCCGCGAGCCGACGCCGACGCCUACGGUCACCAGGACAGAGGGACGGCUGCUACCGCGGGAGUAUGGGGGUGGACUACUACAAGGUGCUGCAGGUGGGGCGCGGCGCCUCUGACGACGAGCUCAAGAAGGCUUACCGGAAGCUGGCCAUGAAGUGGCACCCGGACAAGAACCCCAGCAACAAGAAAGAAGCGGAGGCCAAGUUCAAACAGAUCUCAGAGGCAUAUGAGGUGCUAAGUGAUUCCCAAAAGCGGGCAAUCUAUGAUCAGGCCGGCGAAGAGGGGCUUAAGGCUCAGGUCCCACCUACUGGAGCAGGUGGUCCCAGUGGGUCUUCCUUCUAUGGAGGGAAUGCAUCGACAUUCCAGUUCAACCCUCGCAGUGCAGAUGAUAUUUUUGCUGAGUUUUUUGGGUUCUCAAGCCCAUUCUCAACCAUGGGUGGCAUGGGCGGAGGUGCUGAGAGAGGCAUGAGGGGCUCCAGGUUUGGGAUGUUCGGCGAUGACAUAUUUGGGUCCCACCCUCAGUUUCCUGGUGAGGCAUCAAUGCAUGUUCCACAGCGGUCUCAGAAGGUUCCUCCAAUUGAGAAUCGGUUGCCAUGCAACCUUGCUGAUUUGUACAAAGGUACCACCAAGAAAAUGAAGAUUUCACGAGAGGUUUUAGAUGCCAGCGGGAGAACUUUGGUUGUUGAGGAGAUCUUAACGAUAGAUAUAAAACCUGGAUGGAAGAAAGGGACAAAAAUAACAUUUCCUGAAAAGGGUAAUGAGGCUCCUCAUAUAAUUCCUGCAGAUAUUGUUUUCAUAAUUGAUGAGAAACCCCAUGAUGUAUUCACAAGAGAUGGUAAUGAUCUGGUUAUGACUCAGAAGAUUACUUUGGCUGAAGCCUUGACAGAAUGUACUGUUAAUAUAACAACAUUAGAUGGUCGGAAUCUGACAGUGCAGAUAAAUAAUAUCAUCUACCCUGGCUAUGAGGAGGUUGUUCCCCGAGAGGGAAUGCCGAUUCAGAAGGAUUCUUCAAAGAAGGGAAAUCUUAGGAUCAAAUUUAGCAUUAAAUUCCCCUCGAGGCUGACCUCGGAGCAGAAAGCAGAAAUCAAGAGGCUACUAGGUUCAUAAGGAGCAUGCACAACCUUUUUUUUUUCUGGUGACGCAAUGCUGUAUCCAGUGUACAUUCAGAUGUUAAAUGUGAAUACCAGCAAAGUCUCGGUUUCCUUAAACUGUGCCAGUUCCUUUGGCAUAUGGAUGUUUUGAGAUGCAAAGUUGAAUUGUUUCAUUUAUCGGGGAAUAAUUCUAAAUUCUACU